AACCGCCGCCUAGCAGCCUCCGCCCCCAACCACUCACCCAUUCAAAAGGCCAAAAAAAAAACAUCAGGCUGCAACCAGCUGCAGCUGUAGUAAAACCCUAACAAGGGUCUCGACGAAAGUGAAACAACACCAAUUUCGUCUCAACACACUAAACACUCUCGUCUCGUCUGUCGUACUCUUUCCGCCCAAAUUUUCACUUUCUUAUCCUUCACGAAGAUGUGGAUGUCGUGAAUUCGUGAUCAGCCUCUGGGAAACGAAGACUGUGUUUUUACCAUUAUUAUUAAUCCAUACGAGAAACUGUAAUUCAUAUGGGCAAGACUGGAAUCCAUUUGUUCGACGAUACGAGGAAUGGGUUUUUCUCCGUAUCCGAUUUGGGAUCUGAUUGGAGCAGUCUACAGAACCCCAACUACCUUCCUGUUGGUGGAUUGUUCGCGAGUGUUAAUCAGCUAGGAGCUGGAUUCGGUUCAGGACUCGGGUCCGGAUCUAUUUCGUCUCCGGAUCCUCCCAACAGAGGCAACAACAACAGUAGCUUCGCUGCCCAGCUUAAUGAUUUGUGCACAAAGUACUUGCCUUUUAAAGAAGAUGAUGAGGAGGAGGAAGAAGAAGUGAUUGGUGAGAAGAAGCGUAAGAUGAAGAAGAAGAAAGGAGGGUUGAACCUGAAGCUUAAGAUCUCUAAUCCUUCGUUGCGGCGGCUGUUGAGUGGAGCUGUGGCCGGAGCUAUUUCGAGAACGGCCGUGGCUCCUUUGGAAACCAUUAGGACUCAUUUAAUGGUGGGAAGUGGUGGCGACUCUACCACCGAGGUCUUUCGUGAUAUCAUGAAGCAAGAAGGAUGGAAAGGACUAUUCAGGGGAAAUUUGGUCAAUGUGAUUCGAGUAGCACCCGCUCGUGCCGUUGAGCUUUUUGUAUUCGAGACUGUUAACAAGAAGUUGACUCCAAAGCUCGGAGAAGACUCGAAAAUACCCAUCCCAGCUUCAUUGCUUGCUGGUGCCUGUGCUGGGGUUAGCCAGACACUCUUGACAUACCCGCUCGAAUUAGUCAAGACCCGCCUUACAAUUCAGAGAGGUGUAUACAAGGGAAUAAUGGAUGCGUUUGUCAAAAUAAUAAAGGAGGAAGGCCCGACAGAACUUUACAGGGGUCUUGCCCCGAGCCUUAUAGGAGUGGUUCCAUAUGCAGCGACAAACUACUUCGCCUAUGACUCCUUAAGAAAAGCAUACCGUAAACUGGUGAAGCAAGAGAGCAUUGGGAAUAUUGAGACUCUUUUGAUAGGUUCUUUAGCUGGUGCAUUAUCAAGUACCGCAACUUUCCCCUUGGAGGUUGCUCGGAAGCAUAUGCAGGUGGGAGCAGUUGGUGGGAGGGUGGUUUACAAGAACAUGUUGCAUGCUUUGAUACGCAUACUCGAGCAAGAAGGUAUUGGAGGUUGGUACAGAGGGCUUGGACCGAGUUGCUUGAAGUUGGUUCCUGCAGCUGGAAUCUCCUUCAUGUGUUAUGAGGCGUGCAAGAAGAUACUGGUUGAGAACAACAACGAAGAAGCCUGAGCUCUAUUGUUACAACUCACAUGAGUACUUUUGGGUUUGAUCAGACUAACACGAUGGCUCUGGUGAACCAAAUUUGAUCCUGGUUGAUGAUUCUGCAAGUAUCUGAGAAUGGCGUCGUGCCAAUUGAGAUUCACAGUUAAGGAGAUUUGAGUUUUAAAAUUUUGGGCGGCACAUUAUUGAUUCAAUUGGAACUAAACAUCCAAAAGAUUCAUUUUUUUGUUUUGUUUUGGUUCCUGUAUUGUGUUGUGGAUCUGACAUAGUUUUGUUUUAAAUUCUUUUCGUUGGCUCA
Messenger RNA from Camelina sativa (false flax), 1824 nucleotides. Its product is annotated as adenine nucleotide transporter BT1, chloroplastic/mitochondrial. Gene Ontology annotation, biological process: transmembrane transport. Lineage: Eukaryota; Viridiplantae; Streptophyta; Magnoliopsida; Brassicales; Brassicaceae. The record is from RefSeq and is a predicted model, not a curated record.